Alligator sinensis (Chinese alligator) is the source of this 9694-nucleotide messenger RNA. It is a transcript of the gene KCNQ3, whose product is annotated as potassium voltage-gated channel subfamily Q member 3. Gene Ontology annotation, molecular function: voltage-gated potassium channel activity. Gene Ontology annotation, biological process: transmembrane transport; potassium ion transport. The transcript has 15 exons. Bases 1 to 2265 code for a protein of 754 amino acids. Lineage: Eukaryota; Metazoa; Chordata; Crocodylia; Alligatoridae. Gene Ontology annotation, cellular component: membrane. The record is from RefSeq and is a predicted model, not a curated record.
AUGUUGAUUGAAAUGAAAUCACUAAAUCAGGUCAGUACCGUGCCAGGGUUUCUCAUAGUUUUGGGGUGUUUGAUCUUAGCCGUCCUAACAACUUUCAAAGAAUACGAGACUGUUUCAGGAGACUGGCUGCUGCUGUUGGAGACAUUCGCCAUCUUCAUCUUUGGAGCAGAGUUUGCCUUAAGAAUCUGGGCUGCUGGCUGUUGCUGUCGGUACAAAGGAUGGAGGGGGAGACUCAAAUUUGCCAGGAAGCCUUUGUGUAUGCUGGAUAUCUUUGUGUUGAUUGCCUCGGUACCAGUGGUAGCUGUUGGAAACCAAGGCAAUGUUCUGGCUACAUCCCUCAGAAGUCUGCGCUUCCUUCAGAUUCUCCGGAUGCUCCGAAUGGACAGAAGGGGUGGCACGUGGAAGCUUUUGGGAUCAGCCAUUUGUGCACAUAGCAAAGAACUCAUCACUGCCUGGUACAUUGGGUUCCUGACACUUAUCCUCUCCUCAUUUCUUGUUUAUCUGGUUGAAAAAGAUGUGCCUGAAAAGGAUGCUAAUGGAGUUGAGAUGAAAGAAGAGUUUGAAACGUAUGCAGAUGCACUGUGGUGGGGGCUAAUUACGCUAGCUACAAUUGGCUACGGUGACAAGACCCCCAAAACGUGGGAGGGACGGCUAAUAGCAGCCACGUUCUCUCUCAUUGGAGUUUCAUUUUUUGCUCUUCCAGCUGGCAUCCUGGGUUCAGGGCUGGCUCUUAAAGUCCAAGAACAACAUCGGCAGAAACAUUUUGAGAAAAGAAGAAAGCCAGCAGCAGAACUUAUACAGGCUGCCUGGAGAUACUAUGCUACUAACCCUAACAGGAUUGAUUUAGUCGCUACCUGGAGGUUUUAUGAAUCAGUUGUAUCGUUUCCAUUUUUCAGAAAGGAGCAAUUGGAUGGCACUGCGAGCCAAAAGCUGGGUCUCUUGGAUCGGGUUCGUGGUACCAAUACUAAAGGAAAGCUAUUUACCCCUCUGAAUGUAGAUGCCAUUGAAGAAAGUCCUUCUAAAGAGCCUAAGAAUGUGGGCUUGAAUAAUAAGGAACGUUUCCGCACUGCAUUCCGAAUGAAAGCAUACGCUUUUUGGCAAAGCUCAGAAGAGGCAGGAACGGGGGACCCCAUGCAAGAAGAUAGGGGUGACAGUAAUGAAUUCCUCAUGGAAGAUAUGAUCCCCACUUUGAAAACAGUUAUCCGAGCUGUCAGAAUACUACAAUUUCGUCUCUACAAAAAAAAAUUCAAGGAAACUUUGAGGCCUUAUGAUGUAAAGGAUGUGAUAGAGCAAUAUUCAGCAGGGCACCUUGACAUGCUUUCCAGAAUAAAAUACCUUCAGACAAGAGUAGAUAUGAUUUUUACACCUGGACCACCAUCUACUCCCAAGCAUAAGAAAUCCCAAAAAGGAGGAGCUUUUUCUUACCCUUCACAACAGUCUCCCAGAAAUGAUCCAUAUGUAGCCAAAGCAUCCACAGUAGAUACUGAAGACCAAAGCAUGAUGGGCAAAUUUGUUAAAGUUGAAAGACGGGUUCACGACAUGGGGAAGAAACUGGAUUUUCUAGUAGACAUGCACAUGCAUCAUAUGGAGCAGCUGCAAGUCCAGGUCACUGAGUUAACGCCAUUGAAAGAGGCCAUCUCUCCAGCAGAGAAGAAAGAGGAAAACAGAUAUUCUGAAUUGAAAAGCAUCCUUUACAAAUACACUGAGCCUUGCACUCAAGAAACUCCUUAUACUUUCCACCAGGUUCCAGUAAACAAAGUCAGCCCGUAUGGUUUCUUAGCACAGGAUCCGAUGAAUUAUUCGCGGUCUUUGUCAUUACGGGGACAGAACUCUGGGAGAUCGCAAGCCACCCCCUCUUCAACGUCACAUGCAGAGAGGCCAACAGUUUUGCCUAUACUCACAUUGAUGGACUCCCAGGUUAGCUACCCGUCCCCAGGAGACCAGCAGAGCCCCUACUCAGAUAGGAUUUCUCCGAGGCAGAAAAGGAGCUUGACAAGAGACAGUGACACCCCGUUAUCCCUUCUCUCAGUCAACCAUGAAGAGCUCGAACGGUCACCAAGCGGCUUCAGUAUCUCCCAAGACAAAGACGACUUCCUUUUUGGUCCAAAUGGGGGAUCAGCAUGGAUGCGAGAGAAACGCUAUCUAGCCGAGGGCGAGACGGACACAGAUACUGACCCUUUUACACCAAGUGGCUCCAUGCCUCUGUCUUCAACAGGGGAUGGGAUUUCAGAUUCAAUAUGGACCCCUUCAAACAAGCCGGUUUAAGAGAGGGGAGGGGUCACUGGUCGACUUCUCCGUGUAAUGUAAACACACUUUGUACAUCUCACCUACUAUACACCCAAAGCUUACUUGUUCAAAGCACCAAUGGCUGCAUAAGAUGCAUGUGAUAUUAGUGGUAGUCAUUCUGCACCAUUUCAUACAAUUUACUAAUGCAGUUUUUUUCAUGCUACCAAAACUAAAGAGUUUAGUUUUGAGCAUGGUUUGCAUGACGUUACCCUAUAUAAAUGGUACAGGUAAGUUCUUCUCUGAUACAUAUCUAUCUGAUGUUCUUCAAUAUAAUGAUGGUCAGAUCAAUGACAGGUGAGAUGUGAUGGUUCAAGCUACUUUUUAUAAACAGAGCAACAAAGUAAAAAUCGUUUCAGGAGCAAAGUUCCUUUGUGAGAAGGAAAAAUCUAAAUUGUCUUCUCUCUGGCACCACCGUUAUUUCCAAUGCUAGUGAAUCAUUUUCCACCCAAAUUAGACAAAAGCAUCUGCAAUUUCAAGUAGGGGAAAGUUGGAAUCAAAAUUUGUGAUCUCUAUUACAUGAUUUCUCCUGUCACCUCUAAUGCCAAUCUUACUGUAUCAAAUACAGUGUAAAAUAGAAAUGAGGGGUAAAAUUUGUGAUUUUCAAAACCACUUGGGGGAACUAGAUACCUGUUUCUUUAAUACCACAUAUCAACAUAAAUCCUCUUGACUACUACUUGGAAAUCUCCGCCACAAGUUAUAUAAUUGCCACCAGUGUGAGUAUAAUCAAUCUUAUUUUAUAGCAAAUUGUUUGCUAAUUCUAUUUAUUUGUAAUGAAACCAAACUUCCCACUGACAUUGAUAAAAAAAACCAAACAAGUGAUCAUGUAGGGGACUCCUGGGUUCUGUUCUUAGUUCUUUUACUAACUCGUUUGAUGUUACGCAAGUCACGUAUCGGUGCCUCAGUUUCCCAAUCUGUAAAAUGGGAAUUAUACUUCCCUACCUCACAUGGGGGUUGUGAGGCUCAAUUCACUUAUGUUUCAUACAGCGCGUUGAGAGCCUCAGAUGAAAGGCACAUUAGGAAUGCAAGUGUUGCUAUGCGGUGCUGUCCGGUGGGACUUCUACCUGCAGGGUGUUGGCAGGACACAGCCUAGUAGUCCUAGCGCAAACGGAGCCAUCUAAAUAAAUGUACGUCAGACAUACUUCAGGCCAGGUUUGUGGACCCAGCCCAGAUCAAUACAGAUGAACCUCCGUUUCACAGCCAUCUUAGAUAACUCUGCUGGGCACUGUAGUUUCUUGCAAGGGAAGUGGGGAAAAAAUCCUUCCCACAAACCCACAGGGCAGCAAUGGAGCUGCUUUUUCAAGCCUGUUUCGUUCUGAUGGAUGGGAUCACCUCUACAAAAGGUAGGAGUAUCCCUACAGAUAACCUAGACCUGGUCUACCCAAACACACCUACCCUGCAGGGGUACAAGAUCUCCUAAAAAACCAAGAUCCAAAUGGCAAAGGGUUUGUGAACCCCAAAUACAGCUGCUCACCCUCCCUGUGUUUUGCCCUUCCUCCUCAUGUUCCAGAGCUAUGCAUGCUCCACGACUUGAAACACAAGGGCAAUAGCAGCAGGAGGUGCUCCUGUGGUAGCUAGGUAUGUUGAGUUUGGAGAAAAGAAGACAGUGAGGACGCAGUAGCAGUUUUCAAAUGUUUGAAAGGCUGCCAUAAAGAAGAACAAAUAUUGUCCCUUGCCACAGAAGUCAGGACAGGAGUGAAUGGGUUUCAUCUGCAGCAAAACACUUGUGUGAAAAUUAAAUGGAAAGAUUUUCAUCUAUGUCCAUGAUUAAUACUAUUGAACUGGUUUGCAGAUGUAUAGAAUUAUUUACAGUAGAAACACACCAGGUUUUCUCGAUGUUCAAAGUACAUGGAUUUCAAUUUGGGUUGUGAAUGCUCAACUUUUCUGAAAACCAGGCCACAUGUUUAGAGAACUGAGCAACCAAAAACUGAGGCAAGCGUAUGGAAAAUUUGCGUCUGAAUGUCUCCACUGACUGCAGAUGGUGAAAUGCACCUCUGUGUCCCCUCCUUUUUCCCACCCCCACCCCAACCUCAUCCUUCUGCAUUGAAGUGCAGGCUUUAAAAGCUACAGUUCAGCUCUAAGCUUGUAUGGUAACAUAAUGUGACAAGUUUUCCAGUAUUAACUCUAGAUAAAUAUUUUGAAAGUUACUAUUUUUUUCAAGUUACGGUAUUCUUUAAAAAAUAGAUUGUGAAAUAGUGUAUAGUAUGCUCAGAAAAAACCAGGGGAGGAAAUAAAAUAAACACUAUUAUUUUAAUGGUACAUUAUAUGAAGGACACACAAAAAGUCAGGGUAAUUGUUUGAUUCAGCCAGUACUAGAUAACUGUAUAAAAAUGCAGCCAUAAAGACUGGGGUGAAAAAUGACUGAUUAUCCCACAAUGUCUGUACUUAAUAGCUGAAUUGCCUUAAAGUGAACAUUUACUACUGGGCUGUGAGCACGGAUUUGCCACAAGUAGCAUCAGGGAAUUUCAGUGAUUCAAAAGUGAAAACAAUGGAUAGGAUCAGAAUUGGGAGCUAUCCUACUACACUGACACAAUGAAAUAUUGAAUGAUGUGCUUCAGGUCAAAUGAGGUUGGGCUGCUUUUCUUAAUUGUUUUAUGUCAAUUAUAUAUAAAUAUCAGCAGGGCACAACUGCUGGGAUCCCCUACAGUCCGCAGAACUGACACUGCUGUCUUACAUAGAAGAGCAAGGAAAAGCCCAAGUUCUGUGUCAUGGGGAACGGUGAGCUCAUUUUAGUGUUUAUGUUGUCUAAGGGUAGAGAAAGACAUUACAAUUGCCUCAUUUUCAAAUGAUCCUGGUAUAAUCUUCCUAGUAUAAAAUGACUAUGUAACUGUUAAAUUCGCUGCUCCUAUAGUGAUACAAGGGUAGCAGAACAGCUGCAACUUUAACCCAGUUUCAUCCAGGAUUGAAAUUCCAGCCAUGUAGCUCACUUGUGACCCUGCCAUCGCAUGCAGGUGUAACCGUUCCAUCCAUUGCUCCCUCCAGAGCAGCAACUAAUUUUUCCUUUUCAAAGUGGCUGGAAGUCAUGUCUCCCUAUAGCAUAGGAUGCCACAAUAACCUGACACAGAUCACUCCUCCCUUUGGAGAAGUCAUCUAUGAAGACGCUCUUUGCAUACAGCAGCAGCUGGGUUGAGAGUGUGGCUACAUCCCUGCUGCUUUUGCAUCCUCAACAUGCAUCUCCCUGCACUCAGCCCCCCAAGAAGGCCUGAAUCAAACCUGAGGGUUGAUCACAUCAUUGCAGAUAUUUUAAAAUAGCAGUUUUGUAGAACACGCGUCAAAAUAAGAAUGAGUCAGUCAGUCAGGAGAAGGAUGCCAUAUGGGGCCUGACAACAUUAUGAUAGCAUAAUUCCCAAAUUAAAUAGGACCAUUUACUCUGAAAACAACAUUCUACCCCAUCCUUAGACCCUUGCUUGAUCUUUAGCCAAGCAAAUUCCUGUUGAAGUUGAUGGGAAUUUGCCUGAGCAAAACCUAAGGAAAAUUUGGAUAAGGAGCUCAGGAAUUGGCCAAGAUGUCGUCCUGUUAUAUUUUAGACUGCACAACUAUCACCCAAUUCUUUCAGGAUACUGUGAACAGGAAAUAGAAGAUAGUGACCUAAUAAUUUAAGAAGAAAUACAGUGGUUUUGUCAGUUGAACCAGAAAUCUGGUUAUUUAUUCAUUGGGCAUAAUAACCCUGGUUAUUUAUUCAUUACUUUUUCCCCUCUGAGAAGAUGUGUAGCCAGCCUUUCUGUAUUUUCCAUGUGUUUCCAUAUGGGACUGAACAAAGAUCCCAAAGCCAUGCAUGCUCAAACAUUCAAACUUGCAUCUUGGGACCAUCUGAAUAUUAAGGCAACUUCAAAGUAGGCUGCAGAAAAACUUCACUACCAUGGCCCAGCUUCUGAGAGGUCAGUGGGGACCUACUUUACUAUCAGUGGGAGUUAAGUAACUAAAUACCUUGGACCUACAUGGAUCUACAUGCUUGCUGACUAUUAUCUAGUAUGUACCUUUUGAGCCAGAUCCUGUAUGGGUAUAAAUCAGCAUCUUUCCAUCAAACUGGGCCCACUCUGGUUUACACGGGUGGAGGAGUUGGCCUUGUGAAUCACAGCAUCCUCCAAAAAUGUGCCUCCAAGUACUACAUAUAAAGUCUGACUUUCUUUUUUAUAGAUGGUCAUUUUUGUGUGUUCCCUGGGGCAUUAACGAUCUACCUGAUUGCUGUGUGUAUGUUAGCAGUGUGUAUAUGUAAACAUGGAAAUCCAUAUGGAGCCUAUACAAGGAAAGGAAUUUGGGAAUCUGCUUCAAAGGCCUGUGAAAAUUUAGACUGACAUAUUGUUUACUAAUUAAUUAUAUCAUUAGACACAGGGCGCAGAUCCACAUUGGACCUACAUUUAAGCAUGCCAGAGCCUAAAACCUAGGGGUGCCUAUACAUGUGCUCAUGGGUGCGUUGGGGGGGGCGUUGGAGCAGUUCCCAGAGAGCCACUCCAAUUAAAAUGAUGCAGUGUCACGUGUAUUAAGCCAUUAGACAUUUUAAAAUAGCCACAGGAUGGUUUAACUGAAGCUAAAAGUUAAAGCACCCCAGUGGCCAUUUUUAAACCCAUGGGGACUUAUACACAUGACGCUGCAGUGACGCUAGAGCGUUCUAAUUAGAACACGGAGCAGACUCGAUUAAUUGAGUCUGCCCCGACGUGUUCUAAUAAGAAUGCAUCAGAGCACGUGUGUAGGCACCCUGUAAGCCUUGGCAUGAAAAGCAAUCACUUUGACCACGUUUAGGCACCCCAUACAGUCAAGGCAAAGGGUCUGGCACUUCCGUUGAUUGAGAAAGUCAGAGAGGCCCUGAGAAGUCAGACACAGCCAGAGAAACAAGAAAGUAGGUUUCAAAUCCCACCCAGGCUGAGGCAAACCUAAAACCCAGGCCUGCCUCUUCCUGUGACUGCUCUGCCCACUAGACGAUGGGGCAAGAGAUUUGAAUGCUGCCACAAUCAUCGCAGUUGAGUUGAGUUCAGCACUGUUGAUGCAAAUUAAGUGUGUGGAGAAUGCCUAAUAGAUCAAGUAUUACCAGGGCCUCCUUAGCAUCAAUCUGGUUCACAACAGGAGUUGCUCAAGCUGGAUCAUUUCUGGGCAGGCUCAGGUAGUAGACAACCUGGGAACUCGGCAUCCAAAAUGGAAGCAUUACUAGUCUAUAGGCACCUACUGGGUUCAUCACCAGUGGAACUGGGUCAAACUGCAUUGCUUCUAGUGACUUUAGGGGCUGAAAACCCACCUAGGUCCUGUUUAGGCGCCUCUGAGAUCAAUCUGGAUGGCAGCCAAGCUUGUAUUCCUUUGACUAUAAUCAAACGAAACUAAUAGCUGCAAUUUGUGCACUUAAGAAAGUGACCUGGUAUUUGGGCAAAAUGAAAUAAAGAUUAUUAGCCUGUUUUAACACAAUACUUUGGAAGUCAGGAUCUGUAUUGUACAAAUGGUUUGCUGCAUGCGCCGGGAAGCAUGGUUCAGCAUUUCAUCUGACGGCAACGUCUAGGUCAACGUUAAUUUUUAUAGUAGGAGUGAGGUGGAUUUAUACCAUCUCGCAUUAGCACAUGGCAUUUCAGUGCUAGCAAUUACAGUAAGGGCAGACCUUCCUAAUGUCUGGGGUGACACUGACUCUUUGUUUACACAUCAUUAACCUUUAAAUAGGAUGAAAUCAUUGUUAAUCUGCUUAAUUUUAAAAGGAUUAAAUUAACUUGACAUAGGAUGAAUGCACUCUUUGCUGACUUAACAACUGCUGGAGAUCAACCAUGUAUUUCAGGGCUGGAAAAUACAUCUUGUGAUGUGAAUGGCAUCCUAGCCCUCUCAUAAUUAGCAAGUACUUAGGCAUUUAUUCUUUGGUCCCUAAAGUCAGUGGCAAAUCUUAUAUUGAUUUUUUUUUAUUUAACUGGGAGCAAAGGCAGGUCCUAACCUUUUUAAAAUUUUUUUUUUAAAUAUGUAUAUGUGGAUAUAUUUGGAUUCAUUCCAGAAAUGAUCAUUCCAAAAUGCAAAUGAUCAGCUCACUUUUUUGUAUUAGUUAUGUUUUUAUACUGAUUCUUUCUGUGUAACAAGUCAAGCGCAUGUAUAGGUUUUGGGAAAGGCUAGUCUAUGUUUACAUUGUGUGGCUCUCCUCUCAGCUUUAUUUUAUACCCUCUGAUUUUUCUCUACAUUAAAACUGAAGGUGUUUCAUUAUUGCAGAUGCAGAUGUCAAGCGCAAGUGUCCAGUUUUAUCUAACCCGGUUGUAUGGUCCAUUUACAGAAUUGUUCCUUUAAGAAAAAUCUAUUGAAACAAUGAGUGUUGUCUGGUCUUGUGCUUGGUCCUGCAGUGGCUUGGCAUGUACAAUUCCUAGAGAAGUUAGUAGGAAUUUAGCAUGUGAAAGGACUCCAGGAUCUCUCCCUAAAACACCUUUGGUUUACGUGUGCUUUGCUCUUGUCUAGACCUUUGCUGCACUGUUUAAGAGGGAAUGGUUGGAACGUUCUGUUGCUGCAAACUGCUCUGUUCUUCGUCCUUCUCUUGGUCCAGGACCCUGCAAGCUAAUUUGUGCCUGGACCUGUAUGAACCCUGACUUGGGUUUCAUCUACUUGCGGAUCGCUUUGCAGGGUCAGUGCCUACAGCUGUCAGGCAGUGCAAAUUAAGGAGCAAAUUCAGCCUUCUUUGCAGCUCCACUGAUAACUUGUGGAGUUGUACCCGCUAUACCAGAUCUGAUUUGCUCUUGCAAUUGCAGCAAGUAACUAAAUAACCAGAUCUCGUGUCCUUACACACCGCACACUCCCACUGACUUGACGUGGAGUUUCAAGCGUGGAAGGGAUGUGGGUAUCACCUCAACAGUCGCUAAUGACUUCAGAGUGGUCUCAGUUUUCAGGAGCCCGACAUAAGGCACCUUGGAGGGGCUUGAUUUUGAGAGGAUGGGUGUGCAGCACUUCUAAAAAUCAGACCCUUUUAAAGGAGUCUUUCAUUGGGUGUCUCAAAGAAACAUGAGGAUCCUGCCAGCUCCAAUCACAUUUGAAAAUGUAGGCUGUAGAGCCUGAUCCUCACCGGUCAGCUUUUAACUGUUUCCACUGCCAUUAAGUGAAGCAAAACAGUGGAAGUGGGAGCCUAUUUCCAUCUUAAGGGUAGGUUACGACUUGAGGUUAUAUAGCCAACUGCGUUUUGUUUUCUAGUUUAGGCAUUUGGUUAUUACUAGUAUUUGUGCCUUGCUCACUGAAAUUUUCUCCAUGCUACAAGGAUGCUUUUCAGAUUCUGGCUGACAAGGGAACACAACUUUUCUACAAGUGGCCUUUAGUGCUCUUUAUAAUAUUAUUUAUUGUAAUUUUUAAACUGUACCUGUAAUUUAUAUUCUGGCACUGUCCAAUAUUUGAACAACUUUAAUAUGUUUAUUUCAAUAUAUUAUGCAAACAAUACUUCUUAACUGAUUUUUUUAUGUUCUGUCUUUAAAAACUG